AUGGGAGGCUGUCGACUCAUCAUAUUUUUGCUGGUGUACGCCACGAAUGCAAUCGACAACAACCUGUUCCCGAGGCAACGUUUCGCGUCCACAUCUGUGUGCGAGAGCCCCACUUGCCGAGCAAGAGCUGACCUCAUUUUGGCAUCAGUAAACAUCAGUGCUGACCCCUGCGAAGAUUUUUACGCCUACGUUUGCAACGGCUGGCAAGAUGCCCAUCCUAUUCCUGAAGACUCACCGUUGGUGAGCCCCUUCACAGAGCUGACGCUCAAGGUGAAUAAGGACCUCAAAGAAAUACUGGAAUCGCUUCCCGUUGUGCCUGAAGCUAAGACGGCCAGGGAAAAAGCAGCCGUCGCAUAUCACGCAUGUAUGAACAGCGGCAGCAACGAAAUGGAAAGCAUCAGUGCUGUGAGGCGAGUGCUCGAAUCGAACGGACUAGGUCGAUGGCCAGUCAUGGACGAUGAAGACAUCACUGACAUCGGCAAUCUCGAAGACGUGAUAAGUAUGACUGGGCUGUCGUCUUUGUUCGCCGUCGAUGUCGCCAAGGACAUGGACAAUCUGACUUCCAACAUCCUUCAGCUGGGCCAGAAAAACGACAACAGCCUCGAAUCUCUCGUACGCGGUGUGACGGACCCGACGAGCACUCUGGCCGGUACAUUCAUGGAUGUGACAAAGACAGCAGCGAGGCUGUUGCGACCGAACGCCACGGAGGAGCAACUGGGGACGCACGUCAACACGACGCUUUCAUUCAUGGCAGCGCUGACCGCGGUACAAGCACCGUCCGAGGAGAAGCGCAGGGCAAGAAAUAAUUAUCGGAGGAACACCAUAGAGGAAUUUCAGAGAGAAAUUACCGGUAUUGACCUGCACAGGCUGAUCCGGGACGAAUUCGCCAGGGUAAACAUCACAGUUCCCGCGGAAGAAAAGAUUGUCAUUAACGCCAUUCAACACGUGAACGCGACCGUGCAAGUUUACCUUCAAGCCAACCUUGCAGCGGUGUACAACUACGUCGGCUUCAUGAAGGCCGUGGAGCUCCUUCCACUUGCCUCCAAAGAAUUUGCCUCGCUGGUGGGAAGCCUGCGUCACAUGGUGCUAGGUAUCCAGAACGAAGUGCCACGCUGGAAGCAGUGCGUUGCCCGCGUAGAGCGAAUCAUGAAGGACACCGUCGGACGACUGUACACGGAGUACAAGCUGACGAAGGAGGCGAAGGAUGAGGCGCAGCGUAUUGUCCGCGAGAUAGGCUUGUCUUACUACGAUCGACUGCAGCACAUCGACUGGAUGGAUCGCCAGACGCGGAGAAAAGCCAGAGAAAAGUUGUGGAAGAUGGCCUCUAGGGUUGCUUAUCCAGAUACAUAUCUCAAUGACGAUUACAUCAACAAAAAGUAUGAUGAGGUUGGCGUGGUUACUAGUAAUGAAGAGUUUGUUGAGAUCUCCGAAAGAUUUCAGCGAGCAGCCCAUUUGGAACUCCUGCGGCAACUACGGCUGCCAGUUCGCAAUAAAGACGAGUGGAGCGUAGCAGCCACUGAAGACGCAAAUGCUUACUAUACUCCGGAGACAAAUGAAAUAAUCAUACCGGGAGGAAUACUUCAUGGUCCUUUCUUUCAAGAAGGACUUCCAGAGUACGCCAACCUCGGAGCACUUGGAGCAAUCGUUGGCCAUGAAAUAACGCACGGUUAUGACGACCAAGGUUCCCAGUUUGACGCCGAAGGACGCAUUGUCGACUGGUGGAGCAACAAAACCGAACAGAACUUCAAUGAGAAGAAAGAAUGUUUCAUCAAGCAGUACGGAAGCAUAGUCAACCCACUGACGAACGAGACGAUCCACGGAGAAAACACUGUGGGAGAGAAUAUCGCGGACAACGGAGGGGUGCGCGUUGCCUAUGCGACCUACGAGCGGUUGUCGGAAUCUUCGUUGCCCGAAAAUCUCCCAGGUCUUGAAGACUUCUCUCCGGAUCAGCUUUUCUUCAUUUCUUAUGGCCUGGUUUGGUGUUCAUCGGCACGCGCUGAAGCGAAUUCCAUGAUAAUGACGGACGUGCACAGCCCCAGCCAGUACAGAGUGAACAUACCACUGCGGAAUUUCGAGAAAUUUGCCUCGGCUUUCGAGUGUGGACAAGGGACGCAGAUGCAUUCAUCACAGGAAGAGAAAUGCGUUUUGUGGUAGAAGGACAAUUAAUUUUAAACUCAAUUAAGGCU
Molecule: messenger RNA, 2186 nt
Organism: Rhipicephalus sanguineus (brown dog tick)
Lineage: Eukaryota; Metazoa; Arthropoda; Arachnida; Ixodida; Ixodidae
Product: neprilysin-1-like
Exons: 20
Coding region: 1-2154 (717 amino acids)
Biological process (GO): protein processing
Cellular component (GO): plasma membrane
Molecular function (GO): metalloendopeptidase activity
Source: RefSeq, a predicted model, not a curated record